This is a messenger RNA of Naegleria lovaniensis, 1479 nucleotides long. RefSeq lists its product as uncharacterized. Gene Ontology annotation, molecular function: protein binding. Lineage: Eukaryota; Heterolobosea; Eutetramitea; Acrasida; Naegleriidae. The transcript is spliced from 3 exons. The record is from RefSeq and is a predicted model, not a curated record. Bases 1 to 1479 code for a protein of 492 amino acids.
AUGCCUGGCUUUCAUAACGAGUCUUCCACUCGCUCAUCCAUGCUUCCGUUCAAACCCUUCUCAACGAAAUUAUUACAAGAAAUUAAAUUGACCUUUACAGCGCAAGUGUGGGCUCUCAUCUUUUCAUAUUUACCUCAUGAAGAUAUUUAUUUUGGAAUUGGUUGUGUGUGUCGGAAGUGGAAAGCACAAUUUAUGGAUCCAUUGAUUUUGAGUGGGAUACUCCAAACAGAGCCUGCUGCUGACUCAUCAUCCAUGAUAAUUACCAAUGAAAACAAGAAAAAGAAUCAAUCAUCUACGGAGUGGAAUCAACAACCAUUUUUACGGAAACGCCAAUUUAUUGAACGUUUCAAAUUAUUGAUACGAAAUUACAUGUUGAGUGAUUUGGCACAAUUGCUACGAUACUCUUCGGAGCAUGCAGCAUUUGAAGUUUUGAGUGGCGAGAGUGAGAAUGAGGAAAUUUCGUUAGCCAUGACGACCCAAAGUUUGAAACAACGAACUUUGGACAUUCAAAAUUUGGAUGUUCUCUCGUCUAAAGUGAGAAGCAGUCUCAUUAAAUCAGUUGGAGACGAUCGAUCGAACUCGGACGCAUUUGGGGGUGUGACUGUGAAACCUGUCACCACCUCAACAAGCUUCACCUUGGCAAUUGAUGAAACCAAUGGAAAUGAAAAGACAAGCUUGUUACAUUCGUACAAGAAGGUUCGGGUGUCAAACUUUGAAAUUCAAGAGCCAGCCGUGAACGACUUGCUAAAGACUCGAUGGAAUCAUUACUUUUCAAGAUUUUCGUGGAAUCACAUCAACCCAAUCUCUCACAUUACUGACGUUCAUGAUGACAUGGCACAAAGCCAAACCAAUUCAAGUGGAUUUGGUAAAAUUAUUCAAUCUAUUAUGAACAUGUUCGGAUGCAGUAUGGAAAAUGAUCUAGCUUUGAGUGCGCAUUCCUCUCUCAUGCAAUCCUCACUCGACAGCAGCCAUCAAGAUAAAAACUUUACCACAUUGAAAAUUUCCUUAUUUAUUAAUGGGGAAUUUGCAAACUUUAUUGCUGAAGGUUAUAAUGAAGUGGGUUUCGAUUUCAUGGAGAGAAGCUUCAAGCUUGGAAACAUGAAGUAUUUAUGCAAACUGAAUUUAUGUGGCGGAGGCAAGCGUUUUUUAAGUGGUGGUUUAGCACAAACUAAGAAUUCAGAUUUUAUCAUUUUGUGCUGCUCCAACCCUGAAAAAGAUUUGGAAAUGUAUCAAGAGUACUUUGACACUUAUGGAACUAAUAUCACGUGUGAAUAUUUGAUGGUCCAUUUGAAACAACCUUCAACCAGUACUAAUACCAAUGCCUUGAAAAAGUUGGCUCAAUACGCCAACCAUACUCUCAUGUCACCAUGCAUUUCACUGGAGAGGCAAACUUUUACAUCGAACAUUGCAAUUCUUUAUUGUCUAUUUUUGCAUUAUUGCCUCAAAAAUCAUACGUUUUGUAAGGAAAAGCGACAUUAA